GAUGUCCAGUAGACCAGAUACCCCCCGGUCUGAUGAACCCGGGAACUCUGAGCCCCACGUCUGCCGACAUCAUGUACGGCGAAUACGUCACCAUCACGUGCGAUAGGCCGGGGUUCGAACCUUCCCCGGUGUUCACAAGGAGGAGACAGUGUACCUAUCUAGACCAGGAGUACAAGCUGGAUGGGUCCGUGCAGGACUACGAGUGUGAUUACGUGACGUGUGGAGAACCGCCUCAGGAGGCAGGCAGCCGGUACACACAGCGCGGAGGGAACCGGUUCGGAUCCACGUUUGUGUUUGAGUGUGACACAGACUUUGAGCUAACGGGGAGCAGCGAGGUGGCGCGGAACAGUACGGUCACUUGUCUUAGAACUGGACAGUGGGACUUUGGUGAUUUGUCCUGUACAG
Molecule: messenger RNA, 405 nt
Organism: Aplysia californica (California sea hare)
Lineage: Eukaryota; Metazoa; Mollusca; Gastropoda; Aplysiida; Aplysiidae
Exons: 2
Source: RefSeq, a predicted model, not a curated record